Larimichthys crocea (large yellow croaker) is the source of this 980-nucleotide messenger RNA. RefSeq names its product cytidine deaminase b (gene cdab). NCBI's taxonomy places the organism in Eukaryota, Metazoa, Chordata, Actinopteri, Sciaenidae. Gene Ontology annotation, molecular function: zinc ion binding; cytidine deaminase activity. The record is from RefSeq and is a predicted model, not a curated record. The transcript is spliced from 4 exons. Gene Ontology annotation, cellular component: cytosol. The coding region runs from base 83 to 580 and encodes 165 amino acids.
UGUCCCAUUCACAUUUAAAGCUGUGUUACAAAAGACGCAUUCACUGACUCAAAAAACAGCCUCACACACACCAGGAGCAAGUAUGGACCAAGUCAAAUUCAGCAGGGAGGUGAUGCAUAUUAAGGACCGUGGCUCCAGACACUUGUCCCAGGAAACUGUGAAGAAGCUCAUUCACCGGUCGCAGGAGGCAAAGAAGCAAGCCUACAGUCCUUACAGCAAAUUCAGGGUAGGGGCUGCUAUCCUGACCACUGACAACUGUGUAUUUACAGGCUGCAACGUGGAGAAUGCUUGUUAUAAUCUGGGAGUGUGUGCGGAAAGGAACGCUAUCUCCAAGGCGGUGUCAGAGGGCUACAGGAAUUUCACAGCCAUUGCAAUUGCCAGUGACCUGGAUGACCAGUUCAUCUCCCCUUGUGGUGGCUGCAGGCAAUUCAUGAGAGAGUUUGGGCCAAAUUGGGAUGUGUACCUAUCAAAGCCUGAUGGCUCAUACCUGAAAAUGACUGUGGACGAACUGCUGCCAACCUCCUUUGGCCCUGAAGACCUGGCCAUGAAGAAAGUGUUUGACAUACCUAAUGAAUACUGAGCCAGUUGGUACUGAGUGUUUGCUCUUUGAACCGUCAUGACAUGUACUGUGUAUAAUGCUGCUGAAAAUGUAUAUUCAUGUUUAGCAGUAAUUCUAUUUAUGGUAACUAUUUGUUCUUGUAUCAUGUAUCUUGUAUCUUGAUUGUAGACACAUGUGUCACAUAUUUAAAUUUACUACAUAUAUAUAUCGUAAUUUUCGUAAAAGACGACAUCAAGCUAAUUGCCAGACUGUUACCCGGAGAUUUCAUUAUUGAUCUUUAAUUUACUGCAUCAACAUACUGAAUGCUGUGUUGUUGAAGAUAAAAGUAUUUUUUAGUUUAAAGAAGCUUGAAGGAAAACAGCAUAAAUAUCAAAGCAGGUCAGACCUAUGUGCACAUUUUAAUAAAUAAACUGGUUUAAAA